Molecule: messenger RNA, 1136 nt
Organism: Paramuricea clavata
Lineage: Eukaryota; Metazoa; Cnidaria; Anthozoa; Malacalcyonacea; Plexauridae
Source: the annotation of a GenBank genome assembly
AUGGCGGCCGCUCCUAAGAGCGCUAUAAAGAGAACCAUACAUAGCCCUGGGUUUUUUUGUGCGUUAAAUACGCAAUCUACGGCAGAUUUCUACCUCCCCAGAAAGAGAACGAGGAAGACACUAGGAGGCGGCCAACUCUAUUCGGUGGAAAGAGUUAUCGCCAGUCGAACAUCGAAAGAGGUAAGUAUAACUGUAUAAAUUGUAUAUUGUUAAUAUAUAAAAAAUAUGUAUACUCUUUGGUGUUUGGUUCAACCGGCAAAUAUAUUACAUUUCAUAUUGUAAUUUAUUUCAAAUUUAAGGGUAAAGAAUUUCUGGUAAAGUGGCUGGGUUACAGCUCAUUUGAGUCGACGUGGGAGCCACUGGAACAUCUGACGGAGGAAUGUAUUAGGCAAGUAUUUAUAAAAUAAACAUCUUGAUAAUUGUUAUGUUAUGUGCUACUCCGAGUUACGAGCCAUACAGGACAAAUCAAGAAAACUCUACAUGGCCUGGCUGGGAUUCGAACCCACAAGUCUCGAUAUCGAAGAAACUAGAUUCAGUUUCGAAAUAUCAAAAACCCUUGUAGUACCAUGAUUCAACUAUCUGUUCCCAACUUGACCUGCAGCUCAGUUGGUAAAGCAUCGGACUGGUAAACUGAAGGUCAUGGUUUCGAAUCCCAGCCGAGCCACUUGAGUGGGGUUUUCUCCACUUGUCUGGUACUGCUCGUAAUUCGGAGUAGCACCUAACAUCACAAUAAUUAUCCACUUAAAUUCGCUCUCCCUCAACAAUUGUUCAUACAUCUUGAUAUUCCUUCCACUAAUUUUACUCCAAAUAACAUGUUAGCCUUAUUAGUUAAGAGUACUGUUAAACAGUUUGCAUGCAUUACAGGUUAAGUUGCUUUACAUUUUGAAUAUGUUGUUCAUAAAUUUAUGUAAUUUAACCCUGGUUUUUGACAGGUACUUCAAUGAACCAACCCCUCCCAGGAAUGUUGUGUUGAACGAAGUCAGUCGGCUCAGAGUGGCUGUUCACCAGUCACUAAACAACCCACGGACAAGAUCACGAAUGACCGUGGAGUUCCGUCAGGAUGUUUUUUCCUUUUUGUUUAUGGGAAAGGGGACAAAACAUGGACUCUGGUUUCUGCUAGAGAAAAAAGAUUUUGA